CUUGCCGAUGCAGUCAGUAUAAACUACCUAGCUAAUACUUGGAUAUUCGAUGAAAAGCAGCAAUGGCAAGAUAAUUCCAUUGCGCUCAGGUCACUCCCCGCGCUUGCAGACUAGAAGAAACAUUGACGCAAGCUUAGCCCACCUAAACCAUCCCUUCAGGAUUCCUCCGUCCCAACCCGUUCAGAAGUCACGAUUGAUUGGUGCCUCUCAACCACCCCCGGUUGAUCCCAUCUGCACCCCCCGCACUACCGGCCCUGCUACAGCUGGCAUGUCUGCCAAUCUUGACUGGUUGGGGGAGAGAGGGGAGGGGAAGGUCGCAUUGCUACCCUUCGUCAGACUCGGCGAGGAAUUUGACAACUCAGAGUCAGACUCAGACCAGAUCCCACGAUCGAUCGAACCGAACAAGAGGGGGAGUGAGUCUUUCCGAUCAUCCCAUCGGUUGAAAUUAUUCUUUCCUUUUCUCUUUUUCCCUGUGGAAGUCCUACAACCGCUUAGGGGAAAUACAAUGGACCAAGAUAUAUAUGUUGUGUCUCAAAAUGAUGACAACAAGGAAUCCGGGGAGGGUAAUCAUCAUGAUUGAUGAUUGUCCCCCGCCCCUGCUCCAGCAAUGAAUUCUGCCUUCCGGAUAUUUCGAUAUAACAGUAAUGACAAAGAGCCUCCCAGAUGCAUGAAAAUCAUGUAUGCCCAAUGAACCCCCCUUCCCCCCGACAGUAACCCCAAAACAAAAGACAGACAGUGCCAACCCCCAUGCUUUUGUCACAGAUGCAUCCGGUCUAUAUACUGCGCCAUGACAACCCAAUCUUGAAAUCAUGAUCUAAAACAUAAGGAUAGAAAGAGAAGUUCAUCGCGAGAAUGAGCCAAAAAAGAAAAGGAAAACAGAAAA
This is a messenger RNA of Aspergillus heteromorphus CBS 117.55, 883 nucleotides long. RefSeq lists its product as uncharacterized. The coding region runs from base 50 to 580 and encodes 176 amino acids. The transcript has a single exon. The record is from RefSeq and is a predicted model, not a curated record. NCBI's taxonomy places the organism in Eukaryota, Fungi, Ascomycota, Eurotiomycetes, Eurotiales, Aspergillaceae.